GUGCGUACCCGGAACCAUAGAAGGGGGAAGACUUUAACAGUGGGACACCGGUGUAAAGAUGGCAGACGUACCAGAUAAUGCUCCUGAACAUUGCCCAGGUACAUCUAGUGAACAAGCAGGAAAGUCCGCGUCAUGUCAGGGCUGCCCCAACCAGAAUCUGUGCGCUUCAGGAGCCACCAAGGCCCCCGACCCUGCGAUAGCAGAGAUAGGACUGAAGCUGUCGACGGUCAAACACAAGAUCCUGGUUUUGUCGGGGAAAGGAGGAGUUGGGAAGAGCACCUUCAGCGCUCACCUGGCCCACGCUCUGGCCAGCGACAGCUCAAAGGAGGUCGCCCUGCUGGAUGUAGAUAUCUGUGGUCCAUCCAUUCCCAGGAUCAUGGGCUUGGAGGGAGAACAAGUUCACCAGAGCGGCUCAGGCUGGUCUCCUGUGUGAGUGAGUGACUGAGUGAGUGAGUGAGUGUUGAACCACUGUAACCUGUGUCCGUGUCCAUCAGGGAUGAUCAAGCAGUUUUUGAGGGACGUUGACUGGGGGGAGUUGGAUUACCUCAUUGUGGACACGCCCCCUGGUACCUCUGAUGAGCACCUGUCAAUAGUCCAGUACCUCAGCUCCACCCAUGUUGAUGGAGCGGUCAUCAUCACCACACCACAGGAGGUGUCGUUGCAGGAUGUGCGGAAGGAGAUCAGAUUUUGUCAGAAGGUCAAGCUGCCAAUCAUCGGAGUGGUGGAGAACAUGAGUGGCUUCGUCUGUCCCAAAUGCAAGAACACGUCACAGAUCUUCCCUCCCACCACUGGAGGUGCUGAGCAAAUGUGUGCAGAUCUAAAUCUACCUCUGCUGGGAAAGGUGCCUCUAGACCCGAGGAUAGCACGGAGCUGCGACGAGGGCAAAUCUUUCCUCAGUGAAGUACCUGACUCUCCUGCUGCUAAAGUCUACCACAGCAUUGUGCAGAGUAUCCAGGACUACUGCUCCAGUCAUGUGACAGAGGAGCAGGGCGCCACCUGAAGACACAGUG
This is a messenger RNA of Paralichthys olivaceus (Japanese flounder), 1010 nucleotides long. Lineage: Eukaryota; Metazoa; Chordata; Actinopteri; Pleuronectiformes; Paralichthyidae. The record is from RefSeq and is a predicted model, not a curated record.